AUGCCUCCCAAGGGCGUCUCGACUCGCCUCAACCCCGUCCGCCUGCAGACCAUUCCUCAUCUGCGGGUUCGGCGUCCGAAUCAACAUGAGCAGAAUCCCUGCGUGACGAUCAUGUCGUCUAUGCUGAGCUGCUGGGCAUCCUCUGGAGGCUCUGUGGAGGGCUGCGCAGCUUUGGAGCAACAAUUGAGACAGUGCAUGGAUGGACCGAAACCCAAGGGCAACAAGAAGAACACCAUCAACUACCACCUUAUGAGAAUGUAUCCCAAGGUCGUCGGUCCUCAGAAGAAGGAGGGUCGUCUUGGAUAA
Molecule: messenger RNA, 306 nt
Organism: Aspergillus fischeri NRRL 181
Lineage: Eukaryota; Fungi; Ascomycota; Eurotiomycetes; Eurotiales; Aspergillaceae
Product: mitochondrial 37S ribosomal protein mS37
Exons: 3
Coding region: 1-306 (101 amino acids)
Biological process (GO): mitochondrial translation
Cellular component (GO): mitochondrial small ribosomal subunit
Molecular function (GO): structural constituent of ribosome
Source: RefSeq, a predicted model, not a curated record